Molecule: messenger RNA, 2199 nt
Organism: Durusdinium trenchii
Lineage: Eukaryota; Dinophyceae; Suessiales; Symbiodiniaceae
Source: the annotation of a GenBank genome assembly
AUGUUGCUCAGUCAAAAGCGCGCAGUGCAGCGCUGCAGCACUGCUGCAGCACUGCUGCAGCACUGCUGGCUUGUCCAGGAGUGCAAGUCUCCCGAGCUUCAAGACACCGCUGAGGCGCAGCUCUUUCUGGCACAGGCGCCCUGGCGUGUCCACUCGGACGCCUAUCAAGCCAUGCUGAAGCUGAAGGCUCUGGCAGAAGCUUGGCACGAGACGGGCCCUGGCGUGUCCUUCGAGCUUCGAUUGCAGCUUUUGGAGGUCUUGUCCCAAGUCUCCCUGGCCUCGGGCCAUGGAGCUCUGGGUCUUCAAGAGCUGCAGCGAGCCUUGGGACGCCCAGGUGAGGAAGGUCGGCAACUCUGGUCGCUCCUAGGUCGGCACCACCUGUCGUGGGGGAACCUCCCUGCAGCCAAAGAUGCUUUCGAGAAUGCUCGAAGCUGCGUGGGAGAGGAGUCCACCCUCCUGUUGAACCAGGGGCUGCUUGCAAUGGCAUCCAGCGACUACUCCGCGGCCAGGAACGCGUUUGAGGCGGCGGCUGUGGCCACAGCUGCCCUGGAGGAAGAGGUCCUGGCUGCCGAGAACAACCUGGCGGUGUGCAAAUUUUACACCAAGGACCUCCGUGGCGCCUGUGAGCGCCUGGAGGCUCUGGUGAAGAAGGAACCCGUGCGGUUUCUGAAGCCGUCGAUUCUGCACAACUUGGCCUCAUUCUACGAGUUCUCCCAGGAUGCCAGUGGCAAGCGCCGACAGCUUCACAUGUUGGCGGCCACCACCCAGAUUCUUGAGAGCAAAGAUCUGAGUGGUCCCCAAUUCCUGCCACCUUUGAACCAUCGUAUUCUUCAGCUGAUGGAGCUUCCGUGGCUCCGCUCUGGACUUGACCUCGCCGGCCCGAGCCGCCCGGCACCCUCCGCGUCCAGUGCGGCUCCGCGCCCGGCACCGCCGACGCGCGUCGGGCGCGGGCGGAGUGUGGCCGCUGUGUGGAGCGUGGCGGGGCUGGUCCGGUGGCGCCGGGCAGGACGGCGAACGUGGAGGAAAGCAACACCUAGUGAAGAAGAGGAAGAAAGGUGCUCAGAUGGGGGCAGCUCAGUGGAUGAUGACAGCUUCCUGAGAGAUUUACAGAAAAGAGUUGCGGAGGUCAGUGCCCAGGAGCGUGCCAGACGUGAGCGAAUAGAUGACCACUGGCGCGAUGGAAACGCCAAAGCGCAACCCGCAGCCAUCAUUCAAAACGACUGGGUGCGUCGAGUGGCUUUGGCUGGAGAUGAAGUCUUUGUUGGGACCUCCUCCACAGGUGUCCGGAGGCACAGCUUUGGCUCCGUUGAGCCCAAGCAGGUCUAUGGCGUGCACGGGAACCCGCAGAGGAUGGUGACUGCCGAUCAUCCGGCAAAGGUGGACCCUGAGACCUCCGUAACAUCGCUGACCUGGACCGGCCAACACCUUUGUGCAGGUCUGGCUGGUGGCCGUCUUCAAGUUUGGAAUGAAGAAGGUUGGUUGAUCUUAGACCAUGAGGUAAACAGUCGGCCCUGCUAUGUCUGUGUCUAUGACAGCUCGAUUUUGGUGGCCGCCGCCGGGGACUCCAUCAUGGCUUGGGACUUGAACGACUUGGGCGAUGCAGCGCCACGGUGUCGGAUCACCAUGAGCUGCAGGGUUCAUUGCUUGAAUCUGGCCUUUGAAGGUUCGGUGGCCUUGGGGCUUGCAGAUGGCUCGUUGGAGCUGCGUUCCUUGCCGGACCUGUCGCUCCUCUCGCGCCGGAUUUUGGGGCCGGUGCCGGUCUCCGCCGUCUACGUGGACGAGCGAGGCAUUGUGAGUGGGGAUGACGCAGGACAGGUCGUGUGUUGGGACGCAGAUGCCCAGAUGCCGGGAGAGGAGUGGCAGAUCAAAUGGAGGGGACAGCACCAGGGGCGCAUCGUGGCCCUCAACCGUGGUGGUGGAGAUUCCAUCAUCUCCGCCGGCUUGGAUGGCCACAUUAUGGCUCGCAAGGCCGAGACUGGUGAACACAUGUUCAGUAUUCCCAACCACAAAGUGUGGCUCGGUUCGAUGUGUGUGUCCGAGGAGCUGGACUUGUUGGUGACCGAUGGUCGGGACAACGCCGUGUAUCUCUACGAUUUCGGAAAUCCGUAGAGACAUGGGCUAAAGGCUCAGCAAAGGCAGGCUCUGGCGGCAGAAAAGUGUGGUCGAUCACUGGCGUUCAGAGCUGGGUUCUGAUGAUAA